CUAAAGUGCACGUACUGCAGCGCAACACCUCCAGUCACCGCAUCAGUAUGCGACUGCAGACAUGGACGGCCUAUUGGAGCCCAUCAAGACCACCCGCAAGGUGGAAAAUAAUAUCGACAGGUUCGAGACGUUGUCGCUGAAGGAUCCAGUGCCAGCAGAGCGCCCCCUCGGUGCCAAAUCCAAGAUAUCUGUUCUCGACAUUACCACAGAAGCCACUGAUGGCGCAAGCGACACAUUCAGUCUUCGACCGUCGGUUGACAUGUCAAUAAGUUCGACGUCUGCAGAGGCGCAACAGACGAAUCAUAAGCGUCACGACUCCGCGGCGUUCCUUCAGAAGAGCUAUCUGGACAAAACGCCACCUGCCUCGCUCCCUGAUGAUGCGCUUGAGAUUCUGAAAAAUCAACCAAACAGUGAAGACCUGGCAGCGGUUCUACAGUAUCUUCAGUACGGUAUUGAGGGAAGGCAUGAUUUCAAUAUCCACGUCCCGGGUCCCAGGGCCUCCCAAAUAAUCAACGCACUUGUUACUGUCACCAUUCCCGACCAGUGGCUUCAUUUGCGACAAUCCACGCUUUCGAGGACAGACAUGCAGCUCAGGACGGAACUACUAUCAUCUCUUACGAGCGUUGCCGGACUCGGUGCACUCUUGAUGCAAAUCAGACGUCUUUCUUCCACCAACGCCGGUCAAGAUAGGUCGCUAGUGGAAGAUACAAUUUUUGUUCUAUCGUCAAUCCUUGCCGGCAAUAUGGUUGUAUCAAAAUUUCUGUCCCAGGCUAUGAAGACUUUUCCCACGGAUACAAAGCGCCGUGUCUUCUGGCAAGAAGCGACUUCUCUGCUUGCAGGCAGCAAGAUCCUCACAACCAUGUCGCAAGUCUUCGCCACAAAUCGGGAUCUGAAUGGAUUAGGAGAGACUGAGAAAUGGCUUGGAGACGGAAAUGAAUACACAAGAUGGCUUGGACGCAAUAUUGCGGCUGCCGCAACAAGCCUCAACACAAUACCGCAUACCGAGCCUCAACAGAUGAGCCUCCUGUGCCAAGUGCUGAAGCGUGGGCUUAAUCUCGGGUAUCGAGAUACAUUAACCAAAGAGCUCUACAAUUCACUUCUUCUUGGGAAACGAGCGUUGUGGACCCCAAUGCACAUGUUAAUCCAUGGCCUUUCAGCCUACGAUCAAAAAGUCCUCUUUGAUACCAUCCUACGAGACCUUGCGCGGAGGUUUUUCGAAAGCGGAGCAGAUACCGUGGGACCCAAGGAGUUAUUGGUUACGAGGACCUCCGCCGUCGGAGGAGUGGCAGCCAUGAUCAAUGGACUCGUGCAAAACAAUCCUCUGCUGGAAGCACAUGUUAUCCAUUGGUUGACGAGCACAAACGGGGAAUAUGCUGGUGUCGGUCUCAACGCUCGUAGAGCUGUCAUCGCGACUCUAGCAGCGAGUCAGGGCAAGCUCGAGCAAGUCCUCGAAAGAAGCCUAGAGAACUUCGGGAAUAAGCUACAGAUCCAGCGCGAUGCUAUUCUCCAGCAGGAGUCGACCGCUCAAACCAUCCUGCUGGCAUUCGGAUAUCUCAGUCGUUUGGAUCAUCGCUCAGUAAAAAAUUUAUCGGGUUCCAGCACUUUCGUUCGGGCCGUCUCGAACCGGCUUGCUGCAUCGGUUCCUCGCGCCCGGCUUUUAGGGAUGAUAGUCGCAGUCGCAGUCUCGAAGCUAGUAGAUCCACCGGACAAAGUCAUGAACUUUGGCGUCGAGGAGAUGGAAGGGGAGGAGGCAGAGCAAUGGAUGGGCCUGGUCAACAUUCAAGACGCAGUUGGGAGUUUGGAACAACUGCCGAAGAAAAUAGUCGAGCCCUUGAAGAAACGUCCUUUGCAGAAGCCACCGAGAAUUAGUCCCCGCAAACGAGUGUCAACAGAACCACGACCUCAAGCCUCUAAGAUUGUGGCCAUUGAAGAACUUUCAGAUUCGGACGGACGACCUUCGGCUGCGGAGGAAGAGGACGAUCUACGUCCUUAUCCACGACCGGAUAGCGACCCUUCCGACUCAGACGAAGAUCCUACACUGGUCAACCGGAACAAACCAGCUCCUCCAGUCUACAUCACGUCUCUCAUUAAGCAGCUCAACGCUGACAAUGAUCCCCCUGUGGUAGAGCUUGCACUCAAGACUGCUCCGUCUUUGAUUCGUCGAAAGGCGAACUUUGGGGAUGAAUUGUCAGCCAAUGUCUUCCAGUUGGCUUCAUCUCUUGUCAAUGUCCAGGAAGGCAUGUCAAGGGAAGAUAUGCAGCGAUCAAGACAGGAGGCCAUGAUCGCAUGUCUGGUCUCGAAACCUGGGGUAAUGGGACCCUGGAUUGUAAGCACAUACUUCGAAGGGGACUUCUCGCUGUCCACCCGUGCGUCGCUGUUGACAGCGGUAUCUCUGGGGGCUAGAGAGCUGGCAGGUUUCGAUGAUGAUGUCGGCAGAAUCUCUGCGACUGAACACCCAAACGAUCCACCGUUUCCUUCGAAUCGGUUACCACCUCGUCUUGAGCCCCUAUAUUCCUCAUCGGCACCUGUCGACACCAUUUCAAAGAAUCUGUCUUAUCACACGCUCCAGCCAAUGGCCCUGCAAGCGGCCGACAAGCUCACCGGACCGGACGUUCUCAAGGUCCGUACCUUUUCUUCUCGGAUGAAAGUCGCCGCCAAAACAGCCGCGAAGCUCGAGGCCCGCUCGAAACGCAUCCCAAAGGACCUGCACAAGCUUCUUGCGGAAGCCCUGUACCUACCGCUUUGUUCGAGACUGACGCUUCUCCUCACCUCACUAGUCACAUCACCUUAUCUAGCAGAUUCGACCCUCCUGCACCCUUCAUUGGUGAAGCUAAGCCUGCAAACACUUAUAAUCCUCAUUUCCGCUAUAGGUCCGAACGCUUUACAACUCCCCGCGUUGACCAACGAAUCCCUUUUAAUGCUGACUACGCUCCAUACUCUUCCUUCGUUAGCACACGACCCAAUUAUUCUCCCUCCGAUUCUUCACUUGAUCUUGACACUGCUGGAUCUGAACAUCGAAGCCGGGCAAACAUCCGAAGAACGCCUGGUCACAGACUUUGGCCCCAUGUUUGCAGAACUAGUAUCGUGGACUAGCAGCCUGGGAGAUCGCGUUUCAAUACCGGAAGUCGAUGGCGACCCCGAGCUGGGGAUGUCAAUGCCAUGGCCUGUUCUUGUUGCGGGGAUACAGGUCAAGUGGCAGGAAGUUGGACGGAAAUUUCAGGGUAGGAUGUUGGGUUUGAUGGCAGGGACCGAUUUCGAUUCCUUUUGAGUGGGAGGUCAGAUAUUCUGGUGGUGCUGUCUCUAUUUCGGCCGAAAGCUAGGACGUGAGAGAUACAUGAUGCUACUUUUUCGGUAGGCCGCAGUUGCGAUUCUUGGGAUGGGUGCCACCAGCGCCAUGUCUAGAAUGGAUGCGGUGUGGUCAACUAAUGGCAUCGCAAAACGGGUAUUUAACCCGCAAGGCUCGCACUCGAGUCGGAGACAUGG
Cladophialophora immunda is the source of this 3483-nucleotide messenger RNA. RefSeq lists its product as uncharacterized. The coding region runs from base 62 to 3268 and encodes 1068 amino acids. The transcript has 4 exons. Gene Ontology annotation, molecular function: Hsp90 protein binding; telomeric repeat DNA binding. The record is from RefSeq and is a predicted model, not a curated record. NCBI's taxonomy places the organism in Eukaryota, Fungi, Ascomycota, Eurotiomycetes, Chaetothyriales, Herpotrichiellaceae. Gene Ontology annotation, biological process: telomere maintenance via telomerase; protein stabilization. Gene Ontology annotation, cellular component: cytosol.